AUGCUUCUCGACGAUUACCAUCCCAGAGGCAACCGCGGAGAAAGCACUCGUGGAAGUGCUUUACAUGUCCCGUUACCGACACUUAGUUGCACCGCCGAGAGUGUGAAAAUCCUUGUGACGCUGUUAAGCUGCCUGGCGCAUGGCAAGCGCGACCAGCGUGUGCGCUGCGAUGUGGAUCGACGGGGUCUACUAUUCACUUCGCAUUCGAAGGGCAAAUCUCUGCAGAUCAAGACGUCCAUCGGGCGAGAGCUCUUCGAAAAGUACAAGUUCGGUGCUGGAGGACCCGAAGCAGCAGAGCAGGACGAGGACGAGGACGAAGAUGACGAGGACGCCGUGCAGCUGAGCUUCGCCCUUAACGUAAACCUGCUGAUCGAGUGCUUGUCCAUUGCAAGUUUGCUACUCGUCGUGGAGGACGGCGGAGUCAUGUGCGAGUGCUCCAUGCAAGUUCUGGAGCACGAAGGCGGCGACAUGGGCCAGCUGGAGUUCGAAACCGCGUUCGAGCAAUCUGCAGUAGUGGCUCGCUGCAUUAUGCAGUCGGAGCCUCUACGAGACGCUUUUGCCGAGCUCUACGAUCUGCCCAGUGCUGCGAGUGUGACGAUCGCCAUGGCAGACACAGACAGCAGAAGCCCUGAAGAUAGAUCGGAAGCGAAGUGUCUAAUCUUGAGCGCGACGUCGGAGACAGGUUCGUGCGAGAUCGACUUUGCGCCUACGUCGUCGGCGUUUAUCGAGUUUUCCUGUGCUGCAUCAAACGAAGGUGAGUAUGGUAGCAGUUGUGCGGCCACUUUCCACGUUGCGGUGCUCCAGCAGGCGUUCAAGGCGCUUGCUCAUUCAGAUGAAACAUUUCUCCGUAUGAACGGGGAUGGCUUCUUGUCGAUCCAGCACAUGAUUGAAAGUGGUUCAGGUGACAAAGCUUUUGUUGACGCUUUAAUCAGCCCCGAGGACACCACCAUGUCGUAG
This is a messenger RNA of Phytophthora infestans T30-4, 957 nucleotides long. RefSeq lists its product as uncharacterized. Gene Ontology annotation, biological process: DNA damage checkpoint signaling; DNA repair. NCBI's taxonomy places the organism in Eukaryota, Oomycota, Peronosporomycetes, Peronosporales, Peronosporaceae. The transcript has 2 exons. The coding region runs from base 1 to 957 and encodes 318 amino acids. The record is from RefSeq and is a predicted model, not a curated record. Gene Ontology annotation, cellular component: checkpoint clamp complex.